Molecule: messenger RNA, 2265 nt
Organism: Rhopilema esculentum
Lineage: Eukaryota; Metazoa; Cnidaria; Scyphozoa; Rhizostomeae; Rhizostomatidae
Cellular component (GO): Golgi cisterna membrane
Molecular function (GO): glucuronosyl-N-acetylgalactosaminyl-proteoglycan 4-beta-N-acetylgalactosaminyltransferase activity
Source: RefSeq, a predicted model, not a curated record
UUUUUUCAUUUAGCAAAUAGAGAAAACCAUUGAUGUUUUGAUGACGUCAUAAUAGGGUCUUUAAUGAGAUUUUGAGAUGGGUCUGAGUUUUUAACUAAUCAGCAUGUCAAAUUCCAUAAAUGUGCCAAAUUGCGUGCUUUUACCUCAAAAUCCACAAUUCUACCAUUUUUUUACAUCAUUCUGCUGGCCUAAAUGCAUUCUUUGUAAUGUAAUUUGGUUUUUAAUACAAGGUUAUGGCUUUGUUGUAGUUGCAAUUAUUUUAUUUCAUUCAAUUAGUGUAUAUUAUAAUGAAAGUUUAUUAUAAUGUAUCCCAUGAAAAUCAGCUCUGCUUAAGGGCAAACCUUAAACAUAAUAUGAUAUGAAAAAAAAUUAACCCAGCAGUGCCUAUUAUAUUAUUUCUCACUUCCGCAAUUCACCUCAACAUGAAAAAAAACAUAACUGAACAUGUGUAAGUGGCGACUGUCAUGUCUGCCAUUCCAGCCAAAGGCAUGACAUUUUGACUUGAGUUUGGUGUUGGCAAUGUACCGGAACAUCGGUAAUCUUCUGCCCAAAAUUCUCUAUAUGGUUUGUGGUGCUUUGCUAUGCAUGAUAUACAACGACAUUGCUAGGGACAAGGAUAGUUCAAAUUUAUUUCUUUCGAAUGCUGGAAAGGAAGAAAAAGGUGCUUGCAACUGCCCAGGUUCGUUGCAUGGGAUGAUGGAGCGGCAGCAGCGAGUAUUCGCAGCUGAAAGCAAAUUAAGCAAAGAGAAAAGUGACAUUGAAGGGCUAGUUCAAAAUAUUAAUGGCGAUUUUGAUCAGGAAAAGCAUGCCCCAGAAAAGACUCAUUACUCAAACGAAAAAAGCGAAGUGGACGACACAAGGCUGCCCACAUGGGCAUUUAAUCAAAAAAGCAUCUUCCGAUCAUUUGCUAGUGGUGGUGAUCCAAAAGUUAGAAUGGACGGGGAGAAAGAUAAAACGAUGAAAAGACUAAUAAGUUCUGCAUUUAAAAAAGCAUGCAUAUACGCAAAACAAAGGAAGAAGAUUAAAGUUUGUGAUCUUUGGCAUGGAAGCCUUAGUAUUGACAUUGAAAAAGGCAUUAAAAUGUCCUUUAUUUUAUCUGAAGAGAAUAGAACAUCGUUAAGGGUUGUUGGCAAAUUCAAAUUACAAGAUUUGUUUACAAUUGAGAGUGGCAGAACUGUUAAAAAUCAGCAAGGUGAAAUUCAUGUGAUAACAAUGAUGUCAGACUCGUUGCCCAUAUCAAGGCUGACAGAUUUUCUUGCAAUGAUAAAAAGUAUUCAUUUGAAGCAAAAAUUGUUUUUCUACUUCUCUCUUUAUGGAAAGACACAAAAUGUCAGACAAUAUGAACAUCUCAUUAUUGAUGCAAGUAAAAACCUGAAAAAUGCAAGAUUUAAAGUUUUACAUGUGAAGGGCAACUUUGAGAGAGGUGCUGCAAGACAUAAUGGUGUUUCGAUGUUACCUCCAAAGAAUGUGCUUAUUUUAUUUGUAGACAUAGAUAUAUCUUUUAAUAGUGGCUUUUUGCAAAGAUGUCAACUAUACACUGAAUCAAAGCAAAGUGUUUACUUUCCAAUAGUGUUCUCUCAAUACAAUCCAAAAAUUGUUGGACAAAGUAAGAAACCUUGGGUUAUUUCAUCAAAUCAUGGAAUGUGGAGAGAUCAAGGCCAUGGCAACUUGUGUGUUUUCAAAUCUGAUUAUUUGGAGGCUGGCGGUUUCAGUUUGAACAUCACUGGUUGGGGAUCAGAGGAUGAUGAAAUAUAUCAAAGGUUUCAUGCAAAAAAAUAUCUCACAGUGCACAGAUUUCCUGAUCAUGGUAUCUUCCAUCGUUGGCACAAGAAAGAAUGUGAUAUAAAAUCAUUGGACAGAGUAAGGUAUCAAAGAUGUCUUUCAACAAAGUUUACAUAUGAAACCUCUUGUAGGAACUUAGCAAUUCUUUACUUUAAGAAAAGCAACAGGCAUUGAUAAUCUCAUUCUGGAUUCCCAUUUAAAAAUCAGUGAAAGACCCUUGGGGGGGGGAGCAAAUAUUUUGGAAGGUAAUGGUCUUUUGUUCUAAAAAUAUGGGGAAAUGUGAUGCCAUCUUAUCAAAACAAUAGGCUUGCCCCCUUCCCCAAAUAUUUUACCGAGUGUCCACCCCUGUUAAAAAUUAAAAAAAGAUUUAGCAGUCUCCUAUAAUCUUCAUUUCCAAUUAGUGAAGGGAGUGGUUAGUUUGUGGUUUUUGUGUAACAAAGGCCCAAAUAUCAAUAUGCAAGUUUUGAUAGAAAGGAGGAUCUG